Molecule: messenger RNA, 897 nt
Organism: Ochotona curzoniae (black-lipped pika)
Lineage: Eukaryota; Metazoa; Chordata; Mammalia; Lagomorpha; Ochotonidae
Gene: TAS2R1
Product: taste 2 receptor member 1
Exons: 1
Coding region: 1-897 (298 amino acids)
Biological process (GO): G protein-coupled receptor signaling pathway; sensory perception of taste; detection of chemical stimulus involved in sensory perception of bitter taste
Cellular component (GO): membrane
Molecular function (GO): bitter taste receptor activity; G protein-coupled receptor activity
Source: RefSeq, a predicted model, not a curated record
AUGACAGAGGCCCAGUCAGUUUUGUUUCUGCUGUUUGCAGUGAUACAAUUUCUUUUGGGGAUUUUUGCCAACGGAAUCAUUUUGGUGGGAAAUGGCAUUGAUUUGGUCAAGGAGAGAAAACUGACUCCACUGCGUCUUCUGCUUUCUUGUCUGGCAGGUUCAAGGAUUUGCCUGCAAUCAUUCCUUUUCUAUUUAGAUCUGGUUGUUUUGUUCUUGACACAAGUAUCUGCAAUGUUUGAAAUUUUUGUGAUUAUAUUCUUCAUUAAUAAACUGGGACUUUGGUUGGCCACGUGGCUUGGUGUUUUCUACUGCAUCAAGAUUACCACCUUCCACCACCCGCUUUUCUGGUGGCUGAAGAGGAGGAUACCUGGGAUGGUCCCGUGGCUGGUGGCGAAAUCCCUGCUCUACGCGGCCGUCUUUUCUGGGAUUUACAGCAAGUACACAUGGGUGAUUUCCCAAUCAUUGCUUCAGAAAUUUUCCUCUAAAAAUGCAACAGGUCAAAUCAAGGAACCAUCUGCUUUGUCUUUCUGCCUGUUCAUCACCGGGCUCUCAUUCCCAUUCCUUGUCUUCCUUAUUGCCACACUGCUCUUGACUUUUUCUCUAUUGAGACACACCUGGCACAUGACAACCUUUGUAGCUGGCACCAGAGACCCAGGCCGGAGUGCCCACAUCAGUGCAUUGUGGUCAGUGCUGUCCUUCUUCGUCCUCUACUUCUGCCAUUACAUAGUGGCUCUUCUGCUUUCCUCUCAUAUUUUCCCACCAGGAAGCCUCAUGUUUCUAUUGUGCCUCUUGAUUUCUGGCAUCUACUCCUCUGGACACUCUGUCAUCUUGAUUUUGGGGAAUCCAAAACUAAAACGAAAUGCUAAGAGGCUUCUCUGCCCCUGUGAUCAUUUCUAA